Mauremys mutica (yellowpond turtle) is the source of this 2338-nucleotide messenger RNA. RefSeq names its product vascular endothelial growth factor C (gene VEGFC). The record is from RefSeq and is a predicted model, not a curated record. Lineage: Eukaryota; Metazoa; Chordata; Testudines; Geoemydidae. Gene Ontology annotation, molecular function: growth factor activity; vascular endothelial growth factor receptor 3 binding; chemoattractant activity. The coding region runs from base 678 to 1937 and encodes 419 amino acids. The transcript has 7 exons. Gene Ontology annotation, biological process: response to hypoxia; positive regulation of endothelial cell proliferation; positive regulation of protein phosphorylation. Gene Ontology annotation, cellular component: membrane.
CUCCCGUCUCACAUUUCCUCAGCCCCGGGAAAGGCGUUGCACGGCGAGUGGCUGCUUGUGGGAAGCGCAGGAGCGGGGGGGGCUCACACCCUUUCCUCCCCGCCCUCCCGCCGCCAGCCAGUCGCUCAGCCUCAGAGGCACAGGCAGAGGGCGCCUGAGCCAUGUCCGCCCCCUGCGGCCGCUGUGCCGCUCAGCUCCACGCGUUGGGGAGGCUCCUGCACCCCGGACCCCGCGGCCGCUGACAGGCGUCCUGCGAGCCAAGGCAGGAGACUGAGUAGAGCGGCUCUGUCCCCCGGCGCCGGCUUCGCCUAGUCCAUGGGGCUGCGCUGCGUGUGCGCAGGCAGGGGGCUGCUGCUGCAGCAGGAGGAAGCCCCGUUGGUGUGAGCAGCUGCCUCACCUCCCUGCUCCCGAGCGAGCCCGGCUCGGAUGUCCGGUUUCCUGCUGGCUUUUCACCUGGCAAACUCCAGCUAACUUCGGUGAGCAAUUGCAAAGCGUCCGGGCACGUUGCGAGCUCCCUUGCAGGCAGCUGGUGCUGCUGCAUCUUCUCCAUCCCAGGGAUUCUGCCGCCUUGGAUAUUGGGGGGAGGCAACCAACAAAGCCAAGGAGCCUCACGAUUCCCCGUACACUCCUCAAGCUCCCCCCGCCCCGCCACGCACCCACCCUGCCAUCCUUGCACAAUGCACUUGCUGGGAUUAUUCUCUCUGGUUUGCUAUCUGGCUGCUGCUGCUCUGCUGCUGGGACCCAGGGAGCCGGCCACCGCCGCUGCCUAUGAAUCCGGGCAGGGCUACUACGAGGAGGAGCCCAAUUUGGGGGAAGCAAAGGCUCAUGCAAGCAAAGAGCUGGAAGAGCAGUUGCGGUCUGUGUCCAGUGUGGAUGAACUCAUGACAGUACUUUACCCAGAGUACUGGAAAAUGUUCAAAUGUCAGUUGAGGAAAGGGGGCUGGCAACACAACAGGGAACACUCCAGCUUCGACACAAGAUCAGAUGAUUCAGUAAAAUUUGCAGCAGCACAUUAUAAUGCAGAGAUCUUGAAAAGUAUUGAUAAUGAAUGGAGGAAAACUCAGUGCAUGCCACGUGAGGUGUGUGUAGAUGUGGGGAAAGAGUUUGGAGCAACAACAAACACCUUCUUUAAACCCCCAUGUGUAUCCAUCUACAGAUGUGGAGGUUGCUGCAAUAGUGAGGGGCUGCAGUGUAUGAAUAUCAGCACAAGUUACAUCAGCAAAACGUUAUUUGAGAUUACUGUGCCGCUGUCUCAUGGCCCUAAACCUGUAACAGUCAGUUUUGCUAAUCAUACAUCCUGCCGAUGCAUGUCUAAACUGGAUGUUUACAGACAAGUUCAUUCAAUCAUUAGACGUUCCUUGCCAGUGACGCAACCACAGUGUCACAUGGCAAACAAAACUUGUCCAAAGAAUCUUAUCUGGAAUAAUCAGAUUUGCAGAUGUCUGGCGCAGCAUGACUUCAGUUUCUCUUCCCAUCAUGGAGAUACUGACACUGCUGACGAAUUCCAUGAUAUCUGUGGACCUAACAAAGAGCUUGAUGAAGAAACCUGUCAAUGUGUUUGCAGAGGGGGUGUACGGCCUUCAAGCUGUGGACCCCAAAAAGAAUUAGAUAGAACAUCAUGCCAGUGUACAUGUAAAAACAAACUUUUGCCUAGUUCCUGUGGUCCCAACAAAGAAUUUGAUGAAGAUAAGUGCCAGUGUGUAUGUAAAAGAACCUGCCCCAAACAUCAGCCACUAAAUUCUGCAAAAUGUAUCUGUGAAUGUAUAGAAUCUCCAAAUAAAUGCUUCUUAAAAGGAAAAAGGUUUCAUCACCAGACAUGCAGCUGCUACAGACCACCGUGUACAGUUAGAACGAAACGCUGUGAGCCUGGAUUUUAUUAUAGUGAAGAAGUGUGCCGUUGCGUACCCACAUAUUGGAAAAGACCACUUAUUAAUUAGUGAAGAAAGCACUACUUGCCAUUUUGGUGUACAUUUUUCCAUUAAAAAACCAACAGCAUUAACAUUGGAAUUAACUGUGCACCAGAGACCCUGUGGGAUUCACAGAGACAAACACGUGCUUUUUCCCCAAGAAAUGUGGAAAGCACAUGUAGACAAUAAUGGGGCUCAUGUUGUGUAAAGAACUCACUAAGGACUUGUUUUCUGCCAAUGACAAAACAGCCUUGGUUUUCCUCCUUGUGAUUUUUUUUUAAAAGAGAUAAUGACUAUAUAAUUUAUUUCCACUAAACAUUGUGCAGCAUUCCUGUUUAUAGCAGUAACAAUUGUUAAAGCUCACUGUGAUCAAUAUUUUUAUAUCAUGCAAAAUAUGUUUAAAUAAAAUGAAAAUUGUAUUAUAUACUGGU